AUGAAAGCCACUGGGGAUUUUGGCCCCACGCCAUCUGGCAUUGAUCUUGCAGAGAACCAGCAGGCUCGCAUGCUGGGUGCGGUCAUCACACUGAUGAUCAUUGGAACUCUGGCUGUCGUUCUGCGCGUGUAUACUCGGUCAAAGUCUUCCCAAACAAAAUUUGGAUUGGACGAUUUCCUAAGACUUGUUGCACUGUGUUUUGCGUAUGGAACUGCUGCAUGUGUGAUAAUCAGUCUCAAGUACAAGAACGGCUGGCAUCAAAACGCCCUCACAGACUCGGAAUUCAUAGCGCUAGGGAAGCUCCUUCUUACACACGUUUUUAUCUAUUCGGCUACCACCACUCUUAACGAAAUGCUCCAUAGUGACGUUUUAUCGACGCAUUUUGAACAUUCGCUGGUUGUUGUACGUUUUCCUGUCUAUCAUUCUCGGGUAUUUUAUUACAGUCAUUAUCACUAUGUCUGUCGCCUGCUCGCCCCCUUGUCACAUUUCUGGGAGCAAUAUACCAACUCGGAGGCUGAGGGAACGUGUAUUGAUGUUUCUCAAUUUUUUUUGGUCAACGGAAUUGCUGCCGUCUUGGUUGAUGUGAUGAUUCUUUGUGUGCCGGCUCCUAUCAUUUGGAGAUUGCAAAUGCCGAAAACUCAGCGACUGGCUGUAAUCAGCAUCUUACUUCUAGGCGGCUUCAGUGUCUGUAUCGCCGGAAUAGUACGUGUUGUAAUCCUUGACAAAAACAUGCAUUCCGAUGAUCCAUCAUGGACAAUUGCCUCCGUAUUCGUGUGGUCCUGCGUCGAGCCGGUUAUUGGAAUAGUAUAUGCCUGCAUUCCCACAUUUUCACCAUUGUUUCGUCGCUGGUGGGCUAUUCUGGGGGUCAGAAAUUCAAACUUUAACAAGAGAAAGUACUAUGGAACGGGCAAUUCUACUAUUAUGAUUUAUCGUUUCAGACAACAACCUACCGAGGAUAAUGAAGAUGAUCAACCCCAUGGCGAUGAAGUCCGGCUGACAAGUUUCCCUGGAUGGCCAUUGCACUUCCUGCGUGGAAAGGGUAGUAGGGAUAGUGCUGCAGCAUCGCGAUCUAGGAUCCAGGUUAAGGAGGAGGUUACUAUUUCAUGGAAUUAA
This is a messenger RNA of Penicillium antarcticum, 1113 nucleotides long. RefSeq lists its product as uncharacterized. Bases 1 to 1113 code for a protein of 370 amino acids. The transcript has 4 exons. The record is from RefSeq and is a predicted model, not a curated record. Lineage: Eukaryota; Fungi; Ascomycota; Eurotiomycetes; Eurotiales; Aspergillaceae.